GGGGUGCAGUGGCGUGCACCUUUCUCUCAUAAAUCGGGAGGCAGAGACAGGACGAUCUCUGAUACCAACGACACAUUGGCUCGACCUUCGAGCACCACAGUGGCAGGCCUAAGCUUCCGGGCUGGGCCGCCACCUCUCUAGAACCUUCCGUGCCUAGUCUUCCCCUACGUUAAAUGGGUGAAGUUCCGACUUCCCGAGCUGCUACUGCGACAGUUGCGUGGUGCGCGCGCUCCCGGGGCGGGGCUGCGCCAGGCGGGAACGGAGACCCCGCCCCGCCCCGUCCCGCGCCCGGCUGAUUUAAGACCAGGUUGUGUCUACGCUGGCGAGAUCGCCCAUCCCUGGCAGGCCCCGGCCUCAGCGCUCCGGCGGCGAGCCGUGCAGGUUAGCUCUCGACGACCGCGAGCUUGCGGCGAGGCCGCGCUCGCUCUUAGGACUCCUUGGCGACCCAGACGGUAAUACCAAGAAAACCAGAUGGCAUCUGGAGAUUUCUGCGCACCUGGAGAAGGUGUGGAAAUACUGCAGCAAGUGUGCGGUAAGCAGUUUCCUCCAUGUGCCCUGACGGAGGAGGAUCUCAUACAAAAUCCACAUUUCAGCAAGCUGCUGCUGAGUCUCUCCCAGCACGUGGAUGAAAGUGGCUUGAGCCUCACGCUGGCCAAGGAGCAGGCUCAGGCGUGGAGUGAAGUUCGGCUUCGUAAGACAGCAUGGCUGAGGUAUGAGAUCUUACAGAGAGUUAUCCAAGAGCUGCUCGUGGACUACUAUGUGAAGGCCCAAGACACAAACCUAACCUCCGAAGACAAAAAGUUUCAUGAGACCCUUGAACAGCGGCUGCUCGUAACUGAGCUGACACAGUUGUCAGGUCCCGGGCAGGAAACAGAGAUGCCCCCGCUGCUAGGGCUGGAGAAGGCCGACCUUCUGGAGCUCAUGCCGCCCUCCCAGGAUUUCGUGUGGAUGAAAGGCCGGCUCCAGCUGGAGGUGGAGGAGCAGCUCAAGAGGAAAUGCUUCACGCUGCUGUGCUACCAUGACCCCAGUUCAGAUACUGAUGGAGACAAGCUGAAAGCAGCGAAGGUGUGGACGCUGACGGAGGUCCUGAUCAGGGAGAAGCAGCAGUGCCUGGAGGCCAAGGGCCAGCAGAAGGAGCAGCUGGUGCUCCUGGAGAAGAAGAGGACCACCUACUCCCAGGUGCUCCUCCGCUGCCUCGCUUUGCUGCAGAGGCUUCUUCAGGAGCACCGGCUGAAGACGAAGUCUGAGCUAGACCGCAUCAAUGCCCAGUACCUGGAGAUCAAGUGCAGUGCUAUGAUCCUUAGGUUGAGGAUGGAGGAGCUGAAGGUCUUGUCUGACACUUACAGUGCUGAGAAAGUGGAAGUGCACCGCCUCAUUAGGGACCGUUUGGAGGGAGCCAUUCGCCUCCAAGAGCAGGACAUGGAGAAAUCAAGGCUGGUCCUGCACACCUAUGAGGUCCUGGGAGAAGACUUUGAGAACCUGGUGAAGGAGUACACCCAGCUCAAACUGGCAGCCGAGAACAAGCGCUGGGCCCUCCAGGAGUUCAGCAAGGCCUGCCGCUGAGCUGAGUGUAGGCAGAACCAGGAAGCGUGAAUUCUCCAUGGCAGCCACCUUCUCUUCUCGCUCAAUGGACCACCUCCACCACAAGGGAAUAUGGGGACACUUGCUUAAAACACUGCGAUCUUCACAACACCCUUUUGGUUUCUCUUGUUUACAAUGACUGGGUCUCUUCUGGAAAUGUAGCUAUCAGAUUUAUAAAAUUCUGUACGUAUCUGUUUUGCAUCAGCCCUGUGUAAUAAUUUCCUGAAUAAAGUUGUAGUAUCGUGCCUUA
This is a messenger RNA of Mus pahari (shrew mouse), 1831 nucleotides long. RefSeq names its product HAUS augmin like complex subunit 4 (gene Haus4). The record is from RefSeq and is a predicted model, not a curated record. Gene Ontology annotation, cellular component: HAUS complex. Gene Ontology annotation, molecular function: microtubule minus-end binding. Gene Ontology annotation, biological process: centrosome cycle; spindle assembly. The transcript is spliced from 10 exons. Lineage: Eukaryota; Metazoa; Chordata; Mammalia; Rodentia; Muridae. Bases 472 to 1563 code for a protein of 363 amino acids.